This is a messenger RNA of Rattus norvegicus (Norway rat), 1676 nucleotides long. NCBI's taxonomy places the organism in Eukaryota, Metazoa, Chordata, Mammalia, Rodentia, Muridae. The record is from RefSeq and is a predicted model, not a curated record.
GGUCCCCCCGCAGUCACCAUCUGAGCCCGCCGCCCAAAAUAGCCCUUGGCAUGAGCUGGCCUGCUUAAUGGCGUGGAGAUGGCUGCUCCCUCCAAACCUGUAGGAUUGGGUGGACCACGGAGCCCUGCGUGCCCGGAGCCCCCUCCCACCCGCUUCCACCAAGUGCACGGAGCCAACAUCCGGAUGGACCCGUCGGGGACGCGAGCCACACGCGUGGAGAGUUUCGCCCACGGUGUGUGCUUCAGUCGCGAGCCCCUGGCCCCCGGUCAGGUAUUUCUAGUGGAGAUAGAGGAAAAAGAGCUGGGCUGGUGCGGGCAUCUACGUCUUGGCCUGACCGCUCUGGACCCGGCCAGUCUGGCUUCUGUACCCGAGUUUUCACUGCCUGACUUGGUCAGCCUUGGCCACAGCUGGGUCUUCGCUAUCACGCGCCACCACAACCGUGUGCCCCGGGAAGGUCAAACAGAAGCAGAGGCAGCGGUCCCCAGCGGUCCCCAAACCCUACUCGUCGAACCCUAUUUGCGCAUCCAGCAGUUCCGAAUUCCCCGGGACCGUCUGGUGGGCCGCAGCCGCCCAGGGCUUUAUAGUCACCUCUUAGAUCAGCUCUAUGAACAAAACGUGCUGCCUCCCACUGCGCGCCGUAGCCGCCUGGGUGUUCUCUUCUGCCCCCGUGAGGAUGGGACCGCUGACAUGCACAUCAUCAUCAACGGAGAGGACAUGGGUCCCAGCGCCCGGGGACUGCCAGCUGCUCAGCCCCUCUACGCUGUGGUAGAUGUGUUUGCCUCCACCAAGAGUGUGCGCCUGGUCCAACUGGAGUAUGGCUCUUUCUGCCUGCAUGUAUGCACCUGCAGGCCAGAAGAGGGCACCAGACCUGAUUGUGAGCCACCAUGUGGUUGCUGGGAAUUGAACUCAGGACCUCUGGAAGAGCAGUCAGUGCUCUUAACCUCUGAGCCAUCUCUCCAGCCCCAGCCAAAACCAAUUUUUGAUCCGAGACUUCUUGAGAACUUGACGCAUUUACUUUUGGUCUUCUGAGAACAAUUCACUCGGGAGACAAGGCUCCUCUGGAAUUCAGUAAGUAGCCCAGGCCAGCUUCCUACUUUUGACAAUCCUUUCUGCCUCAGCCUGAAGAGGGUUGGGAUUAGCCUUGAGUCACCACAUUCCGCUAUGAGUUGUGUGUUUUUAUUAGGAAAAUAUUCUUCUGAGAUUUAGGCCUAUGGGUUUGGAGCCAUCGCAAACUCCAGAUUGAGAACUUUUUUUUUUUUUUCUUUUUGAGACAGGGUUUCUCUGAGUAGCCUUGGCUCUCCUGAAACUCAGAUGGACAACUUUUAAAAUCAGAGGUCUGGCUCACUGUAGCUCAAUGGACCUUUCACCUAUAUCUCUGGUCAUGUGUCAUGAAUCCGUUGAGCUGGAAUCUGCUGUUACCGUGCUGUGGUUGCAUAGACGGAACAGACAAAGCUGCUGGGUUAAGGGAGGAGGGUUAGGCUGUGUUAUAAUGGCAGAGGGUCUGAUCAAAGUCCUCGGAAAGAGGUGCUAUGUCAGCUAUACAAGCAGCCCCGCCAGGCAGGCCGAGCCUGAGAGCAGAAGGUAAUUCCCAAGUUGACGGCAAAUGAAAACCCAGACGUAGAUCUCAGUUCCAGUGUUACCUCCCCCAGACCCCUUUGCCUUUGACAGUCAUCUCU